AUGCCAUCCGACCAGAGCACCUGGCUCGUUGCCGCGCCCGAAACCGGCGACACCGAAGGCCUUUUUGAUGAGCUCACGACCAAACUCAGCGGCAGCUCAAAGGCCGUUCUCCCGCUUAACAUCUCACAGCUUGCCAUUCCAUCCUUCAAGACAGGUACACUGGAAUCGCUGGUCACAAUCUCCGAGGGGCUCCCCAAGCAGGAUGCCUUCUUUACAGCCACCGUCGCUAAGACAGUAGACACCCUCCGCAAUCUCUUGAACAACGACUCCUCGAAAAUGUCUCAACACAUUCUGGUCAAUGAGCAGCCGGUGGAUACGUAUCUUUUCAAGGGUUGGUCAUGGAAUGAGGGCCGGUAUGGUGUGCACCGGGGUGUUCGGGAGAUGCUUGAGGUCCUGAACAAGGAGAUGAUGUCAAUCGACAAUGUCAUGAAGCAGAAACUGAACAGCUACAACCUCGCCAAGGGCUCGUUAACACAGAUGCAGCGGAAGAGGACCGGUAACUUGUCCGUACGAUCAUUGGUGGAUGUCGUCAAGGCCGAGCAUUUCAUCAGCGACUCGGAGUACCUUCAGACAGUAAUUGUCGCCGUUCCAAAGAACAACGUGAAGGAUUGGAACUCUAAGUACGAGCGGUUGACGCCAAUGGUUGUACCACGGUCUUCGACGCUCAUCGCAUCAGACGACGAGUACAACUUGUACGCGGUGGUGGUGUUUAAGCGUGUGCACGACGACUUUGUGCAAAAGUGCCGCGAAGACAAGUUUAUGGUACGCGAUUUCGAGUUCUCGGAAGACGCCAUGGCGAGGCAGAGAGAAGAGCUUCAACAAGCGGAUCUUACAGAGAAGGAACUCUGGACCGAACUUCUGCAAGUCUCGCGAACAAACUUUUCAGAGGCGUUCCAGAUCCUCGCGCACCUGAAGGUGCUUGAGCUGUUCAUCGAGAGCGUCCUGCGAUACGGUCUCCCGGCCCACUACGUUGGCUUCCUCAUCAAGCCCGAGUCGAAGAUGACGAAACGCACGUUGUCCACGCUCCAGUCGCAGUUCGCUUACCUCGGGCGGCGUUCCGGCACGGCGAAGGGCUCCGCGAGCGGCGCUGGCGCGACGGAAGACUUCGGGGGAGAGUACGCGACGCUGCUCGAGCAGGAGUACUUUGACUUCGUUCUCUUCGAGAUCCCCUGGAUUGUGCUCUGA
Epithele typhae is the source of this 1185-nucleotide messenger RNA. Its product is annotated as ATPase V1 complex subunit C. The coding region runs from base 1 to 1185 and encodes 394 amino acids. The record is from RefSeq and is a predicted model, not a curated record. NCBI's taxonomy places the organism in Eukaryota, Fungi, Basidiomycota, Agaricomycetes, Polyporales, Epitheliaceae. Gene Ontology annotation, cellular component: vacuolar proton-transporting V-type ATPase, V1 domain. Gene Ontology annotation, biological process: proton transmembrane transport. The transcript is spliced from 9 exons. Gene Ontology annotation, molecular function: proton-transporting ATPase activity, rotational mechanism.